GACGACCGACGACCAAUUAUUGCCGACGACCGACUUUUGACACAAGGACGGUACUGAAGAACUGACGAACUGACGGAGAGAGACGGCACUGACGGCAGGACAGAUGAAUUUUGCGGCCGAAAACUCGGCUAUGAAGAUGAGCAGCUCAUUAUUUUGAGUGACUGAGAAAUUGGAAUUACACGUACAUAGAUAAAUAAUAGGCUAACUUAAAAAUGGAUGAUCACCAAGGGAAAACAGAAUUUUCUAAAUAAUCAUCAAAUUUUGCUCUUUUCAAAUUGCGUCAUGCUAGUCAAAGGCUAAAAAAUGAAGUUUCCUGGCAGAAUUAACCAAUUUGUGAUAGCGCUGAUUAUCGCAGUCAGCAUUGUGGUUGUUUUGAUUUCCUCGAGAAUCUUCAAGUCUUUCACUGAUGAACGAGAAGACCCGGAAAUCAGCUGGCUAAUCCGCUUGUUAAAUAAUAUUUUUGGAUACCUCAUUGUAAUUGUCCCCCUGUACCUUGUGCUGAAAUUUGUGCACUUCUCUGGGUACUUGGACGUUCCUGGCAUUGGUGCUUUGCCUCGACUGAUCAGGCGAUGUUUUGCUGAACCAGUGCAAUUAGAGCUUCUUGACUCGGGCAGCGGCGUCAGCAAAAAUCAGACCAGCACAAGCACAACACCAAAACUGCUGUUCUGCGUUUUGGGGCUACUCAGCUCUUACCUGACAUGGGGUUUCCUGCAGGAAAAAGUCAUGACAAGGGAAUACGUGAGUGCAAAUGGCGAUGUUGCAAAAUUCAAGGACUCUCAAUUCCUGGUCUUUGUUAAUCGCAUUCUGGCGUUUUGUCUGGCUGGAAUUUACUUGACUGUGAAACCUGAUGGCUCCAACAGGUCUCUGCCCAUGUACAAGUACAUGUUGUGCUCCCUAUCAAACAUACUGAGCUCUUUUUGCCAGUAUGAAGCCCUGAAAUAUGUCACUUUUCCUCUACAGGUGCUUGCAAAGUCGUGUAAGGUUAUCCCAGUGAUGAUUAUGGGAAAAUGUGUGUCGAGCAAGAAGUAUGAAAACUACGAGUACAUCACUGCCGUCAUGAUUUCCUUGGGUAUGGCGGCGUUCUUGCUCGGCCAGGAAAGCACCUCUGCCAAGGGGAAAACAGUCGUUGAGACCACAUUACCAGGUAUCCUUUUGCUAAUCAGCUACUUGACUUGCGACUCUUUUACAUCCAACUGGCAGGGUAAGCUUUUCUCCCAAUACAAAGUGUCGUCGGUUCAGAUGAUGCUUGGAGUCAAUUUAUUUUCUUGCUUGUUGACCACUACAUCCCUGCUUGAACAAGGUGCUUUUCCUGCGGCAGCUGCAUUUAUGACAAAAUUUCCUGCGUUUGUGACUGACUGUGUCGUACUGUCGAUUUGCUCGGCUAUUGGCCAGCUAUUCAUUUUCUACACCAUUUCCCAGUUCGGUGCUGUGACAUUCACAAUUAUCAUGACCAUAAGACAGGGACUGGCAAUAUUAUUGAGUUGCAUCUUCUAUGGCCAUGAUGUCAGUGUGAUUGGUUUCCUUGGAAUCAUAUUUGUUUUCCUGGCAGUAUUUUUGCGAAUGUAUUGUGCACAACGGCUCAAGGCCAUUCGACAACGCAGACUUGCCCAGUCCUCAAAUUUAGCUGUCUAAAUUAUUUAAAUAAUUUUUUAAGGAUUGAUUUUUAUUCCUUUACAACAGUUAUGAGUUUUGUAUUUAAUGCUUUGUAUUUUAUUAUAUUCAAUAUAUAUGGCAACUUUUCAAAUCAACAAAAUAUUAAUAAUUGUACCAAACUUAAUAGAAAUGCCUAUUUUCAACAAUUUGUUAUUAUAGUUACAAAAAUAUAUUUGAUUUGAGACGUCAUGUGAUUCCUGAGUCAUUCAUA
Molecule: messenger RNA, 1864 nt
Organism: Neocloeon triangulifer
Lineage: Eukaryota; Metazoa; Arthropoda; Insecta; Ephemeroptera; Baetidae
Gene: sll
Product: adenosine 3'-phospho 5'-phosphosulfate transporter 1
Exons: 9
Coding region: 304-1632 (442 amino acids)
Biological process (GO): transmembrane transport
Cellular component (GO): Golgi membrane; endoplasmic reticulum membrane
Molecular function (GO): 3'-phosphoadenosine 5'-phosphosulfate transmembrane transporter activity
Source: RefSeq, a predicted model, not a curated record